UUUGCAGUUUGAUGUCGCCCGCUGCAUGUAUGCUCCGCGAGCCGCGCCUGUCCCUUGCUUUCUGGAGGCUGCGGCCGCAGGCCAACCAUGCGGGCCGGAACCUGGCCGCGCGGCUCCCACUACAGCCUCGUUCCCACACCUCAUCGGCAGUACCAGACCGCGCCGCGCAGCAGCGAGCCACGCCAACCGAGGUCUCCUUCCCUUGCGGCCGCACCCGCUACUUGUUCGACGGAACGCGGCACCGGGAUGCGGUCUCCUGGAACGCCAUGGUCUCUGGCCACGCCAGGCGGGGUAACGUCCCCGACGCGCUGGGUACCGCAGCGCGGAUGCAUAGCUCGGGACAACCGUUCACGGAGGCCACCUUCGCGUCGGUGGUCGGCGCCUGCGCACGGGGGCGGAUGUUCCGUGCGGGGACGCAGGCGCACGGCCAAGUGAUCAAGUCCGGGUGUGAGGGCUCCGCGGUCAUCGGGGCGUCCCUCCUCGACUUCUACUCCUCGUGCUUCGACCUCCGUGCAACUCGUGCUCUCUUUGAGUCUCUGCACCAGAGGAACGAGCUGCUGUGGAGCCCGAUGGUGGUUGCGCUUGUGAGGUUCGGCUUGCUGGCUGAGGCCUUGGACUUGCUUCAAAUUACACCAGCGCGACGUGAUGUGUUUGCAUGGACUGCAGUCAUAUCUGGCUAUGCUAAGGGCACAGAUCAGUGCUGUGGCAAGGCGCUGCAGCUGUUUGUGAAGUUAUUGGCUGAUGAUGGUGCCAUGCCGAAUGAGUACACUUAUGACUGUGUUUUGAGGGCAUGUGUGAGGCUGGGAGCAUUGGAUUUUGGGCGAUCCGUUCAUGGAUGUUUGAUCAGAUGUGGGUUUUGGUGUGAGCAGUUAAUCACUAGUGCUCUUGUUGAUCUUUACUGCACUUCUGAUGCUUUGGAUGAUGCACUACUGGUCUAUAAUGACUUGGAUAGGCCACCCUUGAUCACAUCCAAUACACUGAUUGCAGGACUUAUAUCCAUUGGUAGGACAGAGGAUGCUAAGAUGGUAUUCUCACAGAUGCCAGAGCAGGACUCAGGUUCCUACAAUUUGAUGAUUAAAGCAUAUGCUAUGGAGGGAAAGCUUGAACAUUGCCGAAGGAUGUUUGAGAAGAUGCCUAAGAGAAACAUGGUCUCCUUAAACUCCAUGAUGUCAGUAUUGCUCCAGAAUGGAAGGUUGGAAGAGGGGUUGAAGCUAUUUAAACAGAUUAAGGACGAGAGAGACACAGUAACAUGGAAUUCUAUGAUUUCAGGUUACAUUCAGAAUGACGAACCUUCAGAAGCUCUGAAGCUAUUUGUGGUCAUGUGCCGGCUGUAUAUUGGAUGCAGCCCGUCUACAUUCUCUGCUCUAUUGCAUGCCUGUGCAACUAUUGGAACUCUUGAGCAAGGCAGAAUGAUACAUGCUCACCUCUGCAAGACUUCGUUUGACUCCAAUGGUCAUGUUGGAACAGCCCUUGCUGAUAUGUAUUUUAAAUGUGGUUGCGUGAUUGAUGCACGAUCUGCAUUUACUUAUGUCACAUCGCCUAAUGUUGCUUCAUGGACAUGUCUUGUCAAUGGUCUUGCACAGAAUGGUCUAUGGUUGGAGGCUCUGUUACAAUUUGGGAGGAUGCUGAAGCAUCAUGUCAGUCCCAAUGAAAUCACUUUUCUGGGUCUCCUUAUGGCUAGUGCUCGUGCUGGUUUGGUUAACAAGGGGAUGAAAAUCUUUUACUCCAUGGAAAACUUUGGACUAGUUCCAACUGUGCAGCACUACACUUGUGCUGUCGAUCUCCUUGGUCGGACUGGGCAUACCAGAGAAGCAGAGAAGUUCAUCUAUGAAAUGCCUUUGCCAGCGGAUGGUAUAAUCUGGGAAGCCCUACUUACUGCCUGCUGGUACUCAGUGGACCUAGAGAUGGGUGAGAAAGUUGCCCAGAGGCUGUUUUUGAUGGGCACAAAACAUAGGUCUGCUUAUGUCGCGAUGUCUAACAUCUAUGCUAAAUUGGGGAAAUGGGAAGAUGUUGUGAAGGUAAGGACACAGAUGAGGAGUCUAAAUGAGAAAAAGGAACCAGGCUGCAGUUGGAUUGAGAUCAAGGACAUAGUUCAUAUAUUCCUUGUGGACGACCAGAAUCAUCCUGAGAGAGAUCAUGUAUAUUCCAUGCUAGAAGGUUUAGUAUCUCAUAUAUCAUUACAUUCAGAAUGGUUAUUCAAAGCCUGAAUUCUUGAUUUACUCCUUUAUUGAAAGAAUGGCUUCAAUGGUUAUGGAUAAUUACUCCUUUAUUCAAAACACUGGAGAUGGUGUUUGUGCCUUUGUGAUCACCAAUUGUUAUGGAUAAUUAGGCCUUUACUGGGUUACUGGAAGGCUGAAAACUAGGAAUGACCUUGAAUGCACACAGCUGAUAUAUUUGCUGCUUCCUACAUUCCUGGAUGUAUUUGGUGAUGAAAGCAAAGAACACAAGGGGAGUAAUUUUGAUAUUACUUGAAACAUCAAAGGAAAAGGUCUGUCUAACUUUAUAUUUUCCUGAAUGCUUUUGCCCUCCUUGAUGUUUACUCUUUAUUUUUUCUUCUCGAAUACGAAGGAGAGCUUCAUAUCUUUGUAUUAUAGAGAGAAAGAACCGACCCCUUACAAUCACUACCACCUCACUCCGAGCCAAGCCAUGAGUGCUUGAAUUUUACAUGAACAGGACUUGCUCUAAAGAAACACGUGAGAGACAAGACCUGACCCAGAAAGAGCGAGGAAACAGAACUAGGACAGCCGCAGCUCGUCUCCCUGACCUUGACCCAACGCUCCCAGACUUCGAGCUCCAGCAAGUCACUAGAGGUGUUGCUCUUCAGAACAUCCGCGCGCCACAUGAAUUACGGUCCCAGGCACCCAAAAUGAUGUUUACUCUUUAUUACUGCAGAGUACAUGCAGCCUAAGUCAGGUUCAACACAUUUGCUUACAUAUGUUUAGGAAGGGCAAAAUAUGUGUGUUUAGGUCCAUAAUUUUGGUUUAGGCCAAUGUUGAUCCAAAAUAGUAUGUACUUAUAUUCCAAAAUUUUCUAAUUGCCGGUAAAUAGUACUGCAACUUAUAAAUUAACAACUCACAAGGUUGUUUCCAUUCCAAUACCAGUUAUGCUAUAACUGCUACUGAAUUUUGAUCAUUUAAGCUCCCAUCAAUGUGGUUAAGUUGUACUCAGUUGCGUAUUUUCAUGAUUGGGACCUUUACUUGCCAUGGAUUAACAACUUGAGUGACAGCUGAAUGGUCAUGUCCCAGUAAACUGCAAAAUGUUGAAGUUAACUGAUAGAUACGGAUGCUAUGGAUUAAAAAGAUCUUUUGGGGCUUCUAGAAUUAUUAGAAGGCACAAUCAUCGACACAACAGAUGACUUUUAUCGAAGCUCUGCUGUUCCUGAAGUUCUUGAAGCAUGGCAAGUUAGCCAUCAGCACUUAACAUGUGAUUGGACAACUUUUAUGGUCUGUUUGGUAGAACUCCACUCCUUAAUUCUUAGCUCCAGCUCCUUUAUUUUUUGAUGGAGUGAUUCUAGUUAAUUUCUAUGAGGGAGCAGGGUGGGGAGUAGAUGAGAAUUCAUUGUGGUGGGUUUUGAAUAGGGAGCAGCGAGGAGAAGGUUUUUUAGUUCCUAAGCUCCUAGUGUAAAUAGAGAAGUGAUUCUUGUCUACUUCCCACCUGAUUCUGUGUGAGAUUUAGCUAUUUAGUUGUGGAGAAGCGAUUCUCAUGGAGAAUCUGCUCCAUGGAGCCUUGCCAAACGGCCCCUUAGGAUUACGUCCUGGAGAUAAAUUUGGUUUCAUCAUUGGAGCCUAUGAAAUUUUAGAAGAGUGUGGCAUAUGUACAACCUCAGUCCUGGAGAUAAAUUUGGUUUCAUUCUACAACACAUUGCUGAUGAUGUACCUAUUGAUUCUUGUAUGGCUUAAAGUUAUUUUUGCUGUAAUCCGAAAUAUGUUACGAAAUACUGCAGCUCUUCUAAUCUACUCCCACCGUCCACAAAUAAAUACACGUCUCAUUUUCUGAGGAGUCAAACAUUAUUAAGUUUGACUAAAUAUAUACAAAAAUAUACUAAUGUUUAUCUCUACUAUAAUUGACCACUUUGAAUUAUUUUAGAUCCACUAAUCAAACGUCCCCGCUGAGUAGUCUAACCAUUGUGUACCCAGGAAAUUGUACACAGAAAUUUGCCUCCAUCAAAAUCAAUAGCUAAUAAAUCAUUUAUCCCAAAACCUAUGGUCAUAAUUGAAUGUUUGAAGCGAGGCUUCUCACCCCACGCCCUCCGCCUCAUCGCGUGAGGCUUUCCCUCCCCACCCAGCCUCCCACGAGGCCACAACCACACUCUUCCCUCCAGGGUUCGAUUCCCCUUGCACCCUAUUAUUUUUUCUCGGGGAAAAAAUGAAACAUCGAACUCCUCUCCGCUUGAGCGACAAAAGCCGCGUGCCUCUCAACAUCUGCCGCCACCAUCUUGUUCAUAUGCCGGCGGCAACCUCCAACACGCCGGCCAGUGAUGGGCGGAUCUGGUUCCCCUCUACUUCCCCGCCCUCUUCUUCUUCCUAAAACCUCUAGAGGUGCGCGCGCAAGGAGCCAACACUACUGCUAGGGUUUCAGCGACGAAGAAGCGGCUGCGUGCUAUUGGAGGUGAGCGGGAAGUUGGCCACGACGUCACCGGUGGCCAUAACGAGGGCAUCACAUGGAUGGGGAUCUUCGAUUGAGGAGCCGCGGCGGCGGUGGUCAAUGGGUGGCAUGCAGAAGCUGGAAUAGCGAGAGGCUCGAAUUCACGUACUGCGACAUCUCCGGCGGUCGACGCUGCUCUCCCCCAGCUGCACCCCCGAUCUGCGAUCAUGCACGCGCUCUGCACGCUCCACUGCCGCACGACGCCGGUGGAGCAUCAGAGCAGGACGCUGGUGUUGGUCCGCAUUUCUGAAUUUUUUGUGUUUUUAUUCAGGGAUUUCACAAUACCAGACAUGUGAAGGGAGAAGGAAGAAGGGAAAUCCAAUUUGGAGGUCUUAACAGUUACAGAGAUCAGCUCAAUAUAUCAUUAUAUGUAUGGACGUCCGCACUUGCAAAAAAAAAAAGUAAGUGCAGCUAGCUGAGUCUAAUAAGACCUUCUGAAUCUGAAUUGAUAAUGAAAAAAUGAAGUGGUUGAUUGGUUUACCCGAAAGAUGCAUAAAUCACAAACGUUUCUCUUGGUGCCUAAAUAUGAAUAUUUGUAUAAUACAUUAACUUCAUGGGAAUUUAUUCCAAAUUUGCUUCAACUAUUAGUUCACAGCCUGGAAAUUUUAAUGAUCCCUUGCCCUCAAUGUAUCGAAGAGUUAUGCAGGUUUUUCUUGUCGGUAAUCAUGACACGGUAUUUGUUAAGAUCAUUCCUUAACACAAUAUCAGGUCCAUGCAUCUCAAUCCUAAACUCAGGACUGCUUUUGUAGAUUAGAGAGGAUGUUAGAAACUCAGAGCUUCCUGUGUUUUCAUCCUUUAAAGAAAGGCAAAGUGUUGUUUUUUACUAUGAAGGAUGUGCCCCUUGCCAUUGUUUUACUAUUAUUGGCUUCCCGUAUUUUCAUCGUUUAAAGAAAGCUGAGGAGCGAGGAGCCAGGAUGUGUUGUUGUGGCAGAUGCCGGUGUCGAGAAUCGGUGUUGUGCGGACAAGCUGGAAUUGAGAGUCAUGGUCGUGUGGUGGACAAGAGCUAGAAGACAUCAUCAUGCAUUGAUUUCAGGUAGGAGGACCAGGUGAUGCUCUCUCACCCACUCUCCUGAUGGUAGAUAUGGUUCGCAAUUUUAAUUUUGAAGGGGAUCUUCAAGUCUAGAGAAUAUGUGAAAUGGGGGUUGACUGCAAAGGUUUGUAGUGGAACUAAUGUGCUCUUCUGGAAGAGGUUUGGGUGUUAGCUGUUCCACUAAGAUUAGAGUUUCCUACUCUGUUUAAUCUCUAUAAAAAAAAGGACUGGUAAGUGAUUUUUGGGCAGGGGAUGGAUGGAGGAUUGAAUGGGAAAGACUUAUGGAUCUAUUAGACAAGGCUGCUAUCUUGGAGGGGGAUGAUUCCUUCUCCGGGAUCUUGAAAAAAUCUGGAGAUUUGGAAAAUGAAGAUCACAUCUUUUUUGGUUGUAUCAUGGCUAGAUGCCUAGAUCAGGCUUGCUUCAAGGAAGCCCUGGGGUGGGACAGAGUCCCAUACAAUUUACAAGAUUUCUUUGAUGAAUGGUUGCCUCUGAAGAUGCAACAAGUAUCAUGUCAAGUUGUUUUGUUUUGCUAUGGUUUUGUGGUCUAUAUGGAAUGCCAGAAAUAAAAUGGGGAUAGAGAAGAGGUUUCCGAGAUUAAAGAACAAAGUCUUUCAUAAAACUUUUUCAUUUUCUUUACAGAAAUGGAAAGUGCUGCUGAGAAGAGGGGGUGUAAAGUACAUAGAAGACAUUAUUACUAUCAUGAAGCAGUGGCUGGAGAUGUUCUGGAGCGAACCGACAAAAUGGAAAUUGAAGGCGUGCUUUAUUAUUUAAGCACAUAUAUCUUUAGCUUGUGUGUUAUUUUAGGUGUUUCUUGAUGGUUUGCUGUAGCUUCAGAGUCUCUCAUGAUGGAAGUUUGCUGAAGACCCGCUUCAGUUUUCUGUUUAGGCGCCACUUCAUAAAUUGGGAUCCCCAGUCUUUACUUUCAGUUUCUCCUAUUCUCACGAUGGAGGUUAGUAUAUAUAUUUUCAGUUUAUAUGUGGUUGUAUGGUAAUCAGUGGAAUUGCAAUGUAAUCAUUCAUGAUGAAAAAUAUUGGAAUGUAAUUAGAGUACUGGUUUGUGA
This is a messenger RNA of Sorghum bicolor (sorghum), 6734 nucleotides long. Its product is annotated as pentatricopeptide repeat-containing protein At2g13600. The coding region runs from base 12 to 2207 and encodes 731 amino acids. The record is from RefSeq and is a predicted model, not a curated record. Gene Ontology annotation, biological process: RNA modification. The transcript has 4 exons. Lineage: Eukaryota; Viridiplantae; Streptophyta; Magnoliopsida; Poales; Poaceae. Gene Ontology annotation, molecular function: RNA binding; protein binding.